AUGAGCUCCGACAAUGCCUCACCACAGGCAGGUCAGAGCUAUAGCAACACCUCCUCAACCAAUGACUCCCCCUCUAGCCGCAACCCCGCAACCUUCAAACACCUCAACAUCAAACUCCGGGAAGAGACAAUUGUGAGGCCUGAUCUUUUCACACUGUAUUUUGGAUUCUUCGGCGAAGGAGUCUGGAAGCACAAGGUCGCGAAAACAGUGAAUGAACGAGUGGAGAACCACUACGUGCUGACACAACGACCCCCAACCCAAGAUGAGCUCGAUGCAAUGGUUGAGCACGGAACGCGAUGCCUGUACCAAGCGCGGACGGGUGUACCCGUAAGCUCAUUCAUCGGAACGGCGCUUCUCUACGCCCAAGCACGCAGGUCGCCAAACUUCCCGCGCAAUCCCACGCCAAUGUCACUGUUCAACACGUUACGAGCCAUGUCUAGCGCGCCCACUUUCAAAACCACCGUCGGGUCAGCGGCAUUCAAAAUGCUUUUUAUCGUUACUCUUGGCGGCAUGGCAUCGAGUGCUUACGCGGUUUCCCAAGAUGCCAUGCACAUGUUGACAGACCCUCGACUGAAGCAGUUUAUUCAGGACGUACGUAAAGCGAAACCCGAGGAUGUGCGUAAGCGCAAGAUUGAGGCCGCUCAUGAGCGCAUCCGCCAUGGGCGCAAUAGUGAGCAAGGUAUCGGCUCCCAGGUCUUCGGCACGCCUGGUGGGUAUGGAGACAGCAACGGGUACCCACAGGAGCAGGCGUCUUUCGAUCCUGUAGGGCAGCCAAAUUCUUACUCUGAAUACGUGAAUUCCAAUGAUACCCAGGGGGACUCUCAGUCUGCCUCAUAUGGGUCGUCUAGAUUUGAUUCGAACAUGGGUGCGGUCUGGGCACGCGGCAGAGGCACUCAACCCGAGUCAAAAUCGGCUUUGGAUUUCAUGGACGAGGACGAUGCUAGCCCUACAGCCGCGGAAUAUCGGGAUACAAACAUUGAUGGGUCAUCGAAUGGCAGUGCUUGGGACCGGAUCAGACGACAGAAUGCUGCGGCACGUUCUCAGCCUCGAUCCCAGCCCGGCAUGUCACAGCCUACAAUUAACCCUUACUCUGUUGGGUUUGGUCAGAGCGAUCAAGAAAAGUAUGACUCCAGUCAGAAAACUGAGAGGGAUCAAGCACAGGCAGACUUUGAUAGGAUGAUUGAGGCAGAGAGGAACGUUGGCAGUGAAGGAUCCUCUCGGAACCGAGGGUGGUGA
Messenger RNA from Penicillium vulpinum, 1236 nucleotides. Its product is annotated as putative endo-1,3(4)-beta-glucanase. Lineage: Eukaryota; Fungi; Ascomycota; Eurotiomycetes; Eurotiales; Aspergillaceae. The record is from RefSeq and is a predicted model, not a curated record. Bases 1 to 1236 code for a protein of 411 amino acids. The transcript has a single exon.